AUGCCGGCCAGCGUCGAUCCCAAUGCAUCUUUUUCUCAAACGGUUCGUUUUCAACUUUAUAAUGUGUUACAGUUACAAUAUGUUUCACACGUAUAUUGAUUAAGGUGGGUCUUCUCUACGUGUUUAAUUUGAUUGUGGGAACCGGCGCUCUUGCGUUGCCAAAAGCAUUUCAAACGGCUGGAUGGCUUCUCAGUAUUUCAAUACUAUCUGUUUCUGCUCUUAUGAGGUUUGAUCUUGAGUUUUAUUCAAACAUUAUGGUACAUCAAAGAAGGCAACGGAAAAAAGUGCUGAAAGUCAUUCAUUUUUUGAAAGGAGUAUAAAAAAGAAAUUUUCACAGCAAACAUGUUUUCCUUGUAUCAAAUCGUUUUUUUUAGUUACAUUGCCGCCACGUUCAUUGUUGAAUCGUUGGCUGUGGCUAACGCUUUUGUUGCCAAAAAUCGACGACGUGAUCGAGUCAAUGUUGAAUAUGAUGGUGAUUUCGAAUAGUUUUGUUUAUUAUUCAAGUAAAAGUUUUCCAGACGUCUCCAUAUCGAGCAUCGGGCCAUCCUCAUUCGAAAUCACUUCGAAAGUCGAAGUUGUACGUUUUUUUUUCUCAAUUUGCCUCAUGUGAAGGGAUUAUAAUUUCAGAGUGAAAUGGCCUCAAUGUUUCUGAGUCGGACUGGGUUGCUCAUUUCUUACCUGUCCCUUAACGUUUACUUGUUUGGCGAUCUGGCUAUCUACUCCACCACCGUGCCAAAAUCGAUGAUGAACUUGAUUUGGUUCGUUUUAAUUCCUUCUACUGAAGUUUUGGUUUUUGGUCUCAAUUAAAUUUUUGAAGUUAGAGUUACAUGCGUCAUUUAAGUUUUGAGCUGAACAAAAAAAUAUAUUGAAUAAGAAUUAUAGAAUCCAUUUUUGUAGAAUAUAAAAAAACGAACGUCUCCAACUCUUCAAAAUCUCGUGAUAGAUAUUCUGCUAUUUUGCAAAAACAAAAAAUUUCAGCUAAAGCAAAAAACUUUGCAAAGUUCAAAAUACGCUCUUGUUUUUGAUUGGAAAUUUCUGGGUUAUUUCACUUUGACGGUUGUUUUUUAGCGGUCUGAAAAAAUGAGAAUUCGAUGAAAGAUAAAACUGUAUUGAUAAAUAUGAUUUGAUUUUAUAUAUUCUGAAUAUGAUUUGAUUUUAUAUAUAUUUGUACGGAAGCUCGUAAAUUUUCUAUGAUAAUUUUCAGCUCCACAGUCAACUCAAGCACCGUUACAUCUUCAGAUCCUUGUCACGAAUUCUGGCCGGAGUUUUUAACCAGAAUGACAGGUUCAGCAACCAUUUUUUCAUUCAUUGAAUUAAAAUUUCAGUUUAUCGAAUCUGCGUGGUUCUUUUUGUUGGUAUGUGUACACCAAUGGUUAUCGUUGGAAUAACAAAGACAAAAUACAUUCAGUUGGCCACUACCAUUUCGCGCUGGACUGGUAAUUGAAUUCUCACGAAUUUUUAAAUAUUCCAGUUGCAGCAUUCAUUCUGAUGAUCACAUUGGCCUCGAUUCAACUGAUUUCAAAUGGGCCGGCCGCGUAUCCACCAGCUGCUAAUGUCCAUGGAUUUGGAUCUCUUUUUGGGGUGACUGUCUACGCGUUCAUGUGUCAUCACAGUUUGCCGUCUUUGAUCACACCAAUGAGGUUUUUUUCUUUUCGAGCGUUUCGAGUCAAUGCUCCCGGUUGUUAUUCUAGAACUUGAACAUUCACCCAGUGGAAAUGCGCAAGGCAUUGAAACUGUAUUGUUUUGAUUAACACAAAAAAACUUUUUAAAAAAAUUGAAAUAUGUAAUUAUUUCUUCUUUUUUUGAGAGAUUAAUAUUUUUGCCAUGAAGCAAACUUUUACGAAUUCGGCUUUUGAAAUCAACAAAAAGAUUUCAUUAUUUUUCAGCUCAAAGACAAAACUCUUCGGAAUGAUGGGACUUGUGUAUGGAGUGAUUGGAAUGUUCUAUUUCACCUUAUCGAUCACUGGAGCGUUCGCUUUUGAACAUGUUCAGGUUUGGUGAGAGAAUUUUUGUAUUUGAUGGACCUUCAUUCAGGAUCUCUACACUCUGAAUUUCCUCCACGACGAGAACAAUUCUUUUUUUUACGCGGUUUCCGACAUUUUUCUAGCGCUGUUCCCAAUUUUCACUCUGACUACGAAUUAUCCAAUCGUGGCUAUCACGUUAAUUAACAAUGUAAAAGUGCUGAAAGAGUUGCUUUUUCCGAAAAACAGGUUUUCGCUUUGUUGAUGUUGGUCUUGUACAAUAAAUAUUUCAGUGUUGAGCAAGAGGCCCUUCUGGAAGACGACGGCUCUGACGGCGAAAUCGAUGAGCGAGAUUCUCGACAUGUUCGCGAGGUUUUCACAACAAAGAAAAACAGUGAUGAAUGGAUUUUUCUUGCAGAAGUCAAUCUCUGAUCAUUUCAUCACGGCCUUCAUUCUCAUUUUCCCGACUCUUAUCAGUAUCCUCACCGAUAACUUGCUUCUGCUUGCAACGGUCACCGGCAGUUAUCCAGGUCAGCUAAAAAUGUUUUGACACAGAAAACGCCUUCUGAAAUAGCAAAUACUGAUGGUAUUUCUGAAACGAAUUCAACAUGAUUUCGAUAAAUAUAAAUCUCCGUUGUGUUGAAAAAGGCUUUCUCAGUGUAACUAAAAAUAUAUUGAACAGAAAAUUGCAAUUUGAGAAAAAUCAUCACUAUUCCACAAUCCGUAUUAACCCGAUCUUUUGGAAAAUUUCAGGCGUCGGAGUGCAGUUCGUGGUGCCUUGUAUGCUUGUGAUGGCCGCUAGAAAAUAUGCGAAAUCCGUGCUCAACUUCCCUGUGCCGAAGAAGCACGUGAGCCCCUUCCAGUCUCCGAUUUGGCCUUUUGUCAUCGGCGCUUGGGCUUGUUUCGCCAUUGGAAUGGUCACCUUGAACAUCCUUGGAGUCCAUUUCUAA
Caenorhabditis auriculariae is the source of this 2911-nucleotide messenger RNA. The record is from the annotation of a GenBank genome assembly. NCBI's taxonomy places the organism in Eukaryota, Metazoa, Nematoda, Chromadorea, Rhabditida, Rhabditidae.